Molecule: messenger RNA, 1842 nt
Organism: Chlorella variabilis
Lineage: Eukaryota; Viridiplantae; Chlorophyta; Trebouxiophyceae; Chlorellales; Chlorellaceae
Exons: 15
Coding region: 1-1842 (613 amino acids)
Cellular component (GO): nucleus
Molecular function (GO): protein binding
Source: RefSeq, a predicted model, not a curated record
AUGGCUCAGUCAUCGCCCCAGGGCAAGAAGAAGGGCAAGCGGUUUGCGCCGCUGCCGACGCUGGCGGCGGCGGAGGGUCAGCUGCCCUGGCGCCUCGCCUUCUCGGCCAAGCUGGGCCGCCACGCCGUGGCCGACCGCGACCUGCCAGCUGGCACCCUCAUCCUCACGGAGAAGCCCUUGGUCGCCAUCCCACGCAGCAAGGCCGCGGGGAGCGUGUGCCACGCGUGCUUCGCAGAGCUGCCCGACUCUCUCAAGAAGAAGGGCAAGGAAGGGUUCAACCCUUGCCUCCCCCGGUACUGCGCCGCGUGCAAGGCCUCGGGCGGCGGCGCAGGUCCGGCGGCGGCGCAGAGCAGGGCGCGGGCGCUGUGCGGCCUUGCGGCGGCGUUCGUGGAGCACGAGCUCCUGCACCUGCUGGUGCUGCUGGAUGUGCGGCGCAGCGGCGCGGCAGAGGCGCCGGUGGGCGUGCCGCUGGCGCCGCCUCAGCCCGACGGCGCGCCCCCGCUGCUGCGCUGCACGGCGGCGGACGCGGACGCCCUGCCCCCUCCCUGGCACCACAAGCCCGAGCCGUGGCGCAAGGCGGUGACCGCGGCGCUGCGCCCGCUGCACCGCGCGCUGGCGGCGCUGGAGGCGGCGGCGGCGCUGCCCGGCUACCGCGCGGCUUCCCUGGCGCAGCUGCAGAGCGACGCCGCCAUGCUCAUCUGCAACCUACAGGGCGUGGGGGCGGAGCAUGCGGGGCAGGACAGCGGCGUGGGCCUCUUCCCCGCCGCCGCCUCGCUCAACCACUCCUGCCGCGCCAACUGCCACUCCGUGACCAUGGGCCAGACAAUGCAUGUCCGUACCGUGGUAGACGUGGUGGCGGGGCAGCAACUCACGCUGUGCCAUGCCCCGCAAUACGAGCCCCGCCCCGUGCGCCAGGCCGCGCUGUUGCAGGCGCGUGUGGCUGAGCGCGGGCUGGCCUGCGCCUGCGAGCGGUGCAUCGAGCCGCUGGCCACCUCCACCGACCGCUUCCUGGAGGGGGUGUGGUGCCUGGCCUGUACCGUGGACGUGCUGGUGGCGGUACCGCCCGGUACGCCCGAGGCCGCAGCCGCCGCUGCGCGGUAUGAGGAGCAGCUGGCUGCCUGGGACGCGGAGGACGCGGCGGCGGCCAGGAAGAGCAGGAAGGGAGGCAAGAAGGCGGCGGCAGAGGAGCAGCAGCAGCAGGGGCAGGAGGCCGCGCCGGAGGCUGCCAACGGCUCGGCCGCAGCAGAGGAGGAGGCAGAUGGGAAGGAGGGGCAGCAGGAGGGGCUGGAGGGCGAGCAGGCGGAGGCGGAGCCUGCCUACCUGUGUGUGCCUGCCUUCCUCCCUGCCGACCCUCCACUGCCCGCCCGCCUGCCCGCCCGCCUGCCCACCUGCCUGCCUGCAGCCAACGGCCCCGGCGACGUCAUGCUGCAGGCAGACAAGCUGUGGCAGCAGGGGGCCAUGCUGUACCAGGUGAAGAUGGCCCAGCUGAUGCCUCAGGCCGAGGAGUUUCUGCGCCAGCUGCAGCAGGGGGUGGAGGGGCGGCUGCACCCCUACCACUCCCGCAUCAUCGACUCCCUGUCUCCCCUCAUCAGCCUGGCGCUGCGGCGUGGCGACGCCCUGGCCGUCUUUAACUACUCGGCGCUGCUGUGGGAGGCGCAGCACGCGGUGCAGGCGCGGUACAGCCUAUCCCAGCUGCAGUACCUCAACGCCAUCAUCGACACCUCCGCCGCCAAGGCCGCCCACGCUCAGAGCGCUGUGGUGAAGCGCCAGUUUGAGAAGAAGCUCAAGGCGGCCCAGACGACUGCCGCAGAGAUCCGGCGCGUGCUGCUGGGCAAGAGCUGA